UUUGUUGGGGACGUUAAGUCGGUUUGGGGGGAGCCAAGGGAGGCUCGCCAGAUCGCAGCUCCUGGCUGGCCGGGGGGUGUCUUUUUUUCUGCUCUCCCCCCCCCCGCCCCCCCAGCUGGAUCAGGCCGCGAUGGAAGCGGUGUCCGCCUACAGCAUGGACAAGCAAUUCGCCCCCAACCCGGUCCGGAUCUUGGAGCCUGCAGACAACCCUCAGGCGCGCAAGAAUUUCAGCGUGAGUCACCUCUUGGAUCUGGAGGAAGCGGCCGUCGGCAUGAACGGGACGCCCCAGGACGCCGGCUCCGAGGCUCGGGAAGGCGGCAAGGGGGCUUUCGACCCCUCCGGGGGUAGCAGUGGCAGCGAAGGAGGAGGAGGAGGAGGAGGCGCGCUGCGGGAAGGGCAGAGCUUGAGUCCGACCCACUCCUCCUCUAAACGGAAGAAGAAACAACGGAGGAACCGAACCACAUUCAACAGCAGCCAACUUCAAGCUCUGGAGCGAGUCUUCGAAAGGACGCACUAUCCAGAUGCUUUCGUCCGAGAGGAGCUGGCCCGAAGGGUGAGCCUUAGUGAAGCCAGAGUCCAGGUCUGGUUUCAGAACCGAAGAGCAAAAUUUCGCCGGAACGAGAGAGCAAUGUUGGCCAACCGGUCAGUAUCGCUCCUCAAAUCCUACACUCAAGACACAGCCAUCGAACAGCCCGUCGCUCCCCGGCCCACCACGCUCAGCACCGACUAUCUAUCGUGGUCAAGCACCUCCCCCUACAGCAACACGAUGCCUUCAUACGGUUCCAGUGCCCCCAACACCCCCACGCCGGGGGUCAACAUGGCCAACAGUAUUGCCAGCUUGCGCCUUAAAGCCAAAGAGUUCAGCCUCCACCAGAACCAGGUACCUACCGUGAACUGACGUGACCGUCCUUCCUUGGUUGUCCACAGCAUCCCUGGCGAUCUCCACCAAUCAAGACAUUGGAGAUAUUCAUGGUCCAUCAGGGCUCAAAACUCUUCCUCUGCCCCCUAAUGUCUCCUUCUCUUGAAGACCAAAGGAGAGAGCUUCCACCAACUUGAGAAACUUCUUGAAGCUCCCUUGGGGAGGAGGCAGCCUCUUCAGGAUCUUGCUGGUGGACCAUGCUGGUGGACCAUGACUUCUUCAAGGAAGAGCAAAUGAUCCAGAAGAUGCGGCCAUCCAGAAAUGAAGACAUGGACCUCAGAGAGCUUUCAGGUUGAGUUGAAAGCCUAAAGAUCUAACUCUUCAAGAACACAGGCUUCAAGAACCCAAAUAUAAUCUGGUCACUGCAUGGUCUUUUCAACCCCGAUGAUCUCCUUGCCCUUCCUUGCCUGGAUAUGGUGACUUUGGGGCCACUUGGAUUUGGCAUGGAGCAGUUUUUAUUCCAAAUUGGCAUCUCUCCUGUACAUGUUAGUUUGUGCAUCUCUGCAGAAUGCACGCGUGUCUAGGAAAUUCGUGGCCCUGCUUGGCUUUCAAACGAUAACGGUGCUUGUUCUGAUUCACCGUGUUCCCCGAAUGAAUUCAGGGACUGGUUUGAAAGUGGGACAGCUGCUGAUCGCCCGCAGUCCUUGGACAAAACCAGCAAAGAGUUUGAUUGCACGGCUGUGAGUCCUUUAGAACGGCCGUUUUUGCAACUUAAGCCAGGUUGCAAAACAAACAUUUGUGGACGCUGCUUAAAUCAGAGGGUGGAUUUGCAACAGAGGUUGAAAAAAAGAGGGAAAAAAAAGACACUGAAUUUUAGUGGUGAAAGGUGGGCCGCUGAGGAGGGGUGGGGGGGGCGAUGUAGAAAAAAAAUGGGGCUGGGGGCUGCAAUUAAAUCAUUCCCCUUGCAAUAUCAGCUUUGCCUUCCCAUAACCCUUGCUCUGUUUUACUUCUCUCCGGCUUGGCUCAGCUGGGAGGGGGUGGGUGGAAGUUACAUAUGAAGGAGGAUUUUGCUGGGAUUACAUGUUGCCCCAAAUUUGGGGUGGUUGUCAUUCCGUUUUUGUCUUUGUGAGAAACACGUCGCAUUCCAGUAGGCUGGUUCAUCCGUUUCCAUUCCCUGGAAUUCCCAUAAGAUAGUCCUCAAUGUAUGGCCACCCGUUUGAUGACGGGGCUGAAAAAAAGGUGACUUGUGACUUUUCACACAGUUGUGGUGUCCGCAUGAUCAUGGGAUCAAAAUUCGGACACUUGGCGUGUGGUUUUUGACCGUCUCAGCAUCCCAGGAACAGGCGGUCUCCAUGUAUGACCUUUCCAGACAGAUUCAGACAAGCAACGGGGAAGGCAGAUUGAUUUAACAACUGCAUGAUUCACUUAACAACCAUGGCGAGGUAGGUCAUAAGAUUGGGAAUGACUCAUUGAACGGGCCCGUCACUUGAGGGCUUGAAGCUCCAGUCCCAAUUUUGGCCAUAGGUUAUUUCGAUCUCCCAGAAUCUCCCCAUGAAAGGAAUAGAGUCCAAUUUCCCUCAAUACCGCCCACCCCAAUCAAAGGAGUAUAUGGCCCCUGAUGACCCUGUUUCAAACAAGUUUUGCUCUGGAAAUUCCUUUCAGAAUAGAACUUGUAGUGGAAAACUCAACCCUUGGAACAAAUGGAGCAAUUGUUUCUUUUGCCCACCCAGUCCCUACAAAAAUAAAA
Molecule: messenger RNA, 2606 nt
Organism: Pseudonaja textilis
Lineage: Eukaryota; Metazoa; Chordata; Lepidosauria; Squamata; Elapidae
Gene: PRRX2
Product: paired related homeobox 2
Biological process (GO): regulation of transcription by RNA polymerase II
Cellular component (GO): nucleus
Molecular function (GO): DNA-binding transcription factor activity, RNA polymerase II-specific; RNA polymerase II cis-regulatory region sequence-specific DNA binding
Source: RefSeq, a predicted model, not a curated record